Messenger RNA from Cimex lectularius (bed bug), 2245 nucleotides. RefSeq names its product atypical kinase COQ8B, mitochondrial (gene Coq8). Gene Ontology annotation, biological process: ubiquinone biosynthetic process. The record is from RefSeq and is a predicted model, not a curated record. Lineage: Eukaryota; Metazoa; Arthropoda; Insecta; Hemiptera; Cimicidae. The transcript has 10 exons. Gene Ontology annotation, molecular function: kinase activity. The coding region runs from base 522 to 2087 and encodes 521 amino acids. Gene Ontology annotation, cellular component: extrinsic component of mitochondrial inner membrane.
UCGGACUCCUGCAGGGCAUUUCUGCAUACGAAGGCACACGUAAGAACUAAGAGGCAUUUCCUAACGGCCACUGUAGCACCAGUGUUGUACCUAUUUUAUGUGGUGUAGGAAAGAUAAAUAGAUGUUCAUGUAGCAUUCUUCAUUAAACUCAAAAAUAAAUGUUUGAAUUGAAAAAGAAUCGGCAUGAAUCAAUAGACACGGUCUUGUGCUAUUUUGUGUACAAGAUAUGAAAUAUAACCGGGAGUAGGUUCACGGAUGGACAAAUUGGUGGGAUGUCGAUCACUUUGUAGAUAUGUCCCAGCGGGUGUUGUCCGACGUGACCGGGGUGCUGAAGGGCCUGCAGAAAGUCGCUUCACAGGGUAUCAGACUCCAGGAAAACUACGUGAACAGGAUUUGGGCCAACUCGAGCUUCAAGGCAGCCGCUUCGGAUGUGAAGAGUGUGCUCCUCGAUAGACAGACACCUUCAAAAAAUGUAGGUUUGAAUUCAGCAGUUAGCUGUUGAAGCACUAGAGAGAAGUGCCAUGGUCUAUGAAGGUGUUAAAGCUUUUACGAAUUAUUCCCAAGGACUGUCAAAUUUUAAUUUAGGAUCAGCUAAUGCUGAGGUCCACGAUUCAAAACUCAAAACAAAAUAUGGUGAAAAAAGUGACCAAUACACAAUAGAAUUGACUCCACAACAAAUUGAGAAUGUUUCAAAACCAACGGAUGUUAUAAAUCGACAAACAGCGCCAAACCGACAGCUCACUCAGACUCUAAGUAUACAGGCGAGACAAAGGAAAGUUCCAUCGACGAGACUGGCAAGAAUGGUUUCUUUUGGAAGUCUUGCUGCAGGCCUUGGGAUAGGCACAAUGGCCGAAAUGACUAGACGGACACUUGGCUGGAAUGAUCUACAAAGUGAGAAUCCCUUUUUAACUCAUGCAAAUGCUGAACGGAUUGUCAACACCUUGUGCAAAGUUAGAGGUGCAGCCUUGAAGAUUGGGCAGUUGUUAAGCAUACAGGAUAGUAAUGUAAUAAACCCCACUCUUCAAGCAGUAUUUGAACGGGUCAGACAGUCUGCCGAUUUCAUGCCCUAUUAUCAAGUUGAGAAAGUAAUGAAAAGUGAACUUGGUCCGAAUUGGAGGGAUAAGUUUGCCGAGUUUAGCUUGAAGCCUUUUGCAGCAGCUUCAAUCGGACAGGUCCAUUGGGGGAAGCUGCACGAUGGAAUAGAAAUCGCUGUAAAAAUUCAGUACCCCGGAGUUGCCGACGGUAUCAAUAGUGAUAUAGAAAAUUUGGUGUCUGUCUUGAAUCUGUGGAAUGUGUUUCCUGAUGGCAUGUUUAUUGACAAAUUAGUUGAGGUCGCUAAGAAGGAGUUGGCCUGGGAAGUUGAUUAUUUAAGAGAGGCAGAAUGUACAAAGCGUUUUAAAGACCUUUUAAGCAACGAUAAUUCAUAUUUUGUGCCAAGAGUAGUAGAUGACUUAUCAACAAAGAAAGUUUUUGUAACAGAGUUAAUCGAAGGUAUCCCAGUUGACAAAUGCAUAGACUUGGACUUUGAAACCAGAUGUCAUAUUUGUUCACUCAUAAUGAAAUUGUGCCUACAUGAACUUUUUGUCUUUCGUUACAUGCAGACAGAUCCUAAUUGGUCUAAUUUUUUCUUUAAUACAAAUACACAGAAGCUUGUGUUAUUAGAUUUUGGUGCAACAAGGAGCUACAGUAAAAAAUUUAUGGACGAGUACAUUAAUAUUAUAAAAGCUGCAGCAGAUAGGGAAAAGGAAGUCGUCCUUGAAAUGUCGAGAAAAAUGGGAUUUUUGACUGGCUAUGAAUCUAAGGCUAUGGAGGAAGCACAUGUGGAAACUGUCAUGAUACUCGGUGAGGUGUUUAGUGACGACGAAGCUUUUGAUUUCGGCCGACAAGAUACGACGAAGAGAGUAACAAAAUUGGUACCCACCAUCCUCAACAACAGAUUAUGCCCACCCCCAGAAGAAAUAUACUCACUACACAGAAAAUUAUCGGGAGUUUUUCUCCUUUGUGCCAAGCUCAAAGUCAGAAUAUCAUGUAGACCAAUGUUCAUGCAAAUAUACAACAAUUACAAUUUUGAACCGAUUGUUGAGUGACAUAGAUUUUUUGUUUGUUUUUAAUUAUAGGAAAAAUAUAUAAAGUAAUGUGUAAUAGAUAAAUGAAAUUAAGAAGAAGAAAAAAAAAACAAAAAACAAUGCAUUGUCUCUUUACAUUAUAAUAUUUGUACAUUGAUUAAACAAACUUCUUUCCAGUG